UUUUUUUUUUUUUUUUUGUCUGCUGUGUUUGCCUGUAAUAGACUGACAUCUAUUGAUCAAUGGCUUUUAUCUAUAGUUAUUGUCAUAUCUUAUAUACCAUCACUGUAGUUCUGUUCAGAGGGAGGUUCAAGUAAUUGCACCUAAUCACGAUCUACGUCUGCAACUACGAGUAUAUCGGAAGCUUCUUUCAUUUUCGUAUGACCAUGUAAAGCUAUUUCAGCUUGCUGCAGUGUUAACAGUUUUGCAAUAUUAAUGAAUGCCAAAUUAUUCACCAUCUUGUUAAAGGAAACAGCAGCGUUUUAUAGUAUUAUACAGAUAAACUAAAAGUUAACUUAAUGUCUCGUUAUAGAAUCUGCAAAAUGACUAUUUAUAAAUUUUGUAAAUAGAAAACUUUAUAGUAAAUGCCAAACAUUCGAAGUACAAACAACAACAUUAUAUAACUUUUAAAAACGCUUUUCAUUAAACUGCUCAGCAUAAUACAGCGCAAGUGGUUUGGGGACUUGCGAGAUUUGUUGGUAAUGAAUUCAAGUUAAUAAGAACUUUAGAAGAAAUGAACGACUUCUUCUUUGCAUUGUAAAGUUUGGAACAGUUAACUGUUCCUUACCUCCUGGGGUCGUCAGUUGCUGAGAGUAACCAAAAUACAAGCUCCGCGAUUCAACCAUAGUGAGAACUUUAUUUUAAGGAUAUUAAUGGGUGUCCAUGAAUGUGGUGGUCACGUUCUCAGCGAUGUCAGCAGGAUGGAAUUUAUUCAUACAAACAACGUCUGAUUCAGUUCUGUGAUGACUGGAAAAUAGAGACAUUUAACAUGACAACAAACUUCUACUACUUGUAUAAGAUUUCGUGCCGGACAUGUUUUGACGUAUGAUCAGCUACAUUAAACAAAGCAACCCUACAUCCUGAAUUAUCAAUGUGUAUACGAUUCGCCACAGCGGUAAUUGUGCUAGAAUUAUGGUGGGGCUGAUAAUAUUUCUACUUCAUGUUGUACCAGGAACAGUCAAUGAUCCUUUACAUUUGUCAUAAAUUGUGGAAACCUGGAGUACAGACUUUGAUGUGAACUAGCGAUAUUUAUUAUUAAUACUAGGAAAAGCGCCAUUGGUUGCCAAUAUAAAAGCACCAUCCACAUUUAACCUUGGAAAUGACCCCCUGACGGUGAACUGCAAUCCUUCAGGACAGGGGUUUGACACCAUUAGCCGGAUUGAACUAUAUAGAAAGUCUAUGACUGAGACUUCUUACAGCACACUGUUAUACGUACAGGAUCAUUCCACUGGUAGUGUUCCGGCAUUCGAAGAUGACGAUCUCAAACAAAGAGCUACUGCGAGAGGGGGGACGGGAAACCCAGAGGGGGCGUUCCUGUCAUUACAAGUGACACCUGACAGCGCCAACUGUAGAGAAAAGGGGUUCUACAAGUGCAGGAUUACCUACAUAAGCGCUAAUGAAACUAAUUACGUCACCUCUACAUCGGUAUUUAUUGAUAUCGUUGUUCCGCCUUCGUCUGCUCCUCCAUCUUUCAUACUCAGUCUCUCCAACAUCCCAGGCGCGCUACCAACUAGCCACACGUAUCUCAAAGGAACCACCAUAUUACUGGGCUGUAGAGCUGAAGUUGGUAGUCCUGCAUACCCAAUGCGAUUCUGCCUGAAGACACCUACAGGCUACGAGCUUAUAACAAAACUCGAGGAAAAUUCCCUCUCACCUUCCUCAACAAAUCCAGCUAAGACUUGUAUGAUGUCUAGAACUAUCAUUGCAUCACUCCUGGUAAACACUGAGGGGGAAAUACACUGUGAUGUUUAUAAUGCGACUAGUAACAUGGGCUGCCACCUACAUCCGAGAACCGCGUCUGAAACCUUUUCUGUACAGGAUUUUCCAGUAUGUAAUACGAGUACUAAAAGUUUACUCAAUUUAUCAACAACGAAAGCGUCACUAAGUAACCAGAGUGUGGGCGUGACGAGUGUCCCCGUCCAAGCUAUUCCAUUGGUCACCACAGAAUCCGCCAUGGGAGGGCUUGCCGUCCUCGUCCUGGGCUGUGUGUUGAUCGCUCUGUCUGGAGCUUUUCUCGUCACCAGUGUCAUCAUCUGUAGAAAGGCAAAAACACUUCGGAAAGAGGCUGAGCUUGUACUGAUCAGAAGCACCUACGAUUCGAUUAAUUUCAAAACAUCACCGGCGUCUGAAUACUCGUCUCUUGAUAAUUUAACGACUACCUCCAGUCAUCCGCUGGAGAGACAGGAUAGUGAUGGAUACAUGAUACCAACAUCUUUAAAAUGACGUCAUUUGGGACUGCAGGAAAUCAAAGAAAGUUUGCUGAAAAACAGCGAUAUAACAUUAGUAACAUUGUCACGAGAGAGAGAGGGGAGAGAGAGAGAUAGGGGGGGGGGGGUAGAGAGAGGGGGGAGGGAGAGAGAGGAGAGAGAGAGAGGAGAGUUUAUGUGUGUUAUUAGUAGACAAUACAUUGGACAAUUGCACGCUUGAGACAAUAUUCACUCAUUAUUACAACAGGAUUGGCAAAGCUGGACAUUUUAUUUACAAUCUACGAUACAGUAUAACUGCUGUAAAACCAGACCUGGAUGCAAUAUUACGAGAAGACAUAAACAGCCAGAUUUUCUCCAUAAAAGGGAAAACAUCCGAUAUUUAUCGACAGGGUGGAUCAUCAAUUCAGUGAUGAUAAAUAUACACGAUGUCGUUAUCAAGAGGAGAUUGAUGCGAUAGAAGGCGGCUGACGUGUUACAGGAAACUAAAACUCGUCUGUUUCAGCAUUCUAAACCUCUCUAACAACUGAAAAAAAUAUCAGAACCAUAUUGUAAAUUGUGAAGGCACACUUAACAGACAUUGCUAAUCUCGAGUGAGAACUAUAUAUAUACGGUGUGUUUAAUAACGUUGCAUAGAACUACAUGAAUAGAUUUAAAACUUUUGCUUGACGCUGCUACAGUAUGUAAUAUGUACUAAUGUUCCGGACACACUCUGACGCGGUCAGUCACGGCGGGUAAGAGUAACCCCCACAUCCUGACUGAUCCUGACCUCAUUGUUUCAUGUUACAAUUGACAAAUCUGUGUUAUUAGAUAUGUUGGAAGUUUUUUUAUUCCUACUUUUGGUUGUACAAGGUACAGUAAAGCAUUAACGGGUUAAAUUAUAGUUUUAUUGUAAUCUUUUGUUUGUUUUCUACAUGUAUUAGUUGACAAUUUUUAAACAAAAUGGACUUAAACUGCUGUAUUUUGAAAUUGAUUAAUGAUUCAAGACGUACC
Messenger RNA from Ostrea edulis (European flat oyster), 3233 nucleotides. RefSeq lists its product as uncharacterized. The transcript has 11 exons. Bases 1216 to 2259 code for a protein of 347 amino acids. Lineage: Eukaryota; Metazoa; Mollusca; Bivalvia; Ostreida; Ostreidae. The record is from RefSeq and is a predicted model, not a curated record.